Messenger RNA from Medicago truncatula (barrel medic), 1923 nucleotides. Its product is annotated as extensin. The record is from RefSeq and is a predicted model, not a curated record. The transcript has 3 exons. Lineage: Eukaryota; Viridiplantae; Streptophyta; Magnoliopsida; Fabales; Fabaceae. The coding region runs from base 558 to 1646 and encodes 362 amino acids.
GGAAGUGCUAGUCUUUCCAUGAGGAAAAGGAGAUCAAGCGAACUUUGAGUAGAAAGCAAGCAAAAAAAAAGGGGGCCUUGAAAAACCAGACUUUCAACUUUUCCAAAGGUUGAAGUAAGCAUAUAUACCACCAUGAAAUGAGCUCAUGCAAGCACAAAAGGAUAUUUGUUUAAACGGUGCACUAAUACCCAUAAAAUACACAUUUAUGAUUGCACUUUUAGCAUUCCUUCAUACAUACAAUACUUCUCCAACCAAAGAUAGUACUAGUAGUGCAUCGAAUUUUUCACCCAAAGAAUCAAUCUUUAUCCCGAACAGAACCGCUUGUCUACUCUUCCCCAAAGAAUCAAUCUUUAUCCCAAACAGGACCACUUGUCUACUCUUCUUCCUUUACUCUUGACGAUUCUAGGGGUUACCAAAUUGCUUGUGUAUAAAACCUCACAUUGUUCUACCUUUAGGUCUUUCAGUGCACUGAAAUUAGAGUGCAAAAGUGAAGCAAAAGCACAACCAGAAGCCUCUGCAUCUGGUGGCAUUGCACCAACAGAAAUUGCAACUGGAUCAUGGCAACAAGCAAAGGAAGAAGGAGUGCAAGGAUGCUUCUUUUCUGCCUGACUUUAGCUACUAUUUCUCUCACUCAUUGUGAUGCAAAUAGAUCAAUAAGGCUGUUGAAAGCCCCUAAACACAGAAGAAUUGUAAUCAACAAGAACCCAAAGAAGUUGAAAAUAAUGAAGCAUUUUGAUUUUGAUCCAUCUAUAUAUUCAUCAAAUGCACAACCCUAUGGUAUUAGCUCUCCAUUAUCUUUGCCUCCUUAUGAAUCACUAGCUCCAGGAAAAAGCCCUCCAUAUUGUGUAUACCCACCACCAAGUAGCAGUACUCCUUCUACCACUAUUCCAACACCCACAAGCUCACAACCUACCCAACCAUCACCUCCUUACACCUCACCUGAUCUUCCAUCCCAAAGCCCACCUCCAGGCCCCACAACCGUAACUCCUAGCCCACCGGAAAACUUUCCAACACCAACACCUGAAAUUGUUCCAAGCCCACCAGAUAACUUUCCAACACCAACACCUGAAAUUGUUCCAAGCCCACCCAGUAACAUACCAGGCUCACCAGAGCCUAUACUGAAUCCCCCCAUCAUUUUUCCAGGUCCACCCGGGCCAUCGAUGAGCCCACCUUAUUUUGAGCCCGCUCCACCAUACUACGAGCCAACACCACCAUUCAUACCUUCCCCUACUGGUGGCAGUGGCAGUAUCCCCAGCCCACCAAGUACUUUUCAAUCCCCUAGUGGAGGUACUAUCCCAAGCCCAACUGUAUAUCAGCCACCCGUAGUCUACCCCCCACCAAGUGUGCCGCCACGGUCCAACACCGCCCCACAGGCCAGCUUGUGGUGUGUAGCUAAGGCAUCAGUUCCAGAUCCAAUCAUCGAAGAGGCCAUGAAUUAUGCCUGUUGGUCAGGAGCAGACUGCAGUUCGAUUCAGCCGAACGGGCCUUGCUUUCAGCCCGACAGUGUAUUUGCACAUGCUUCCUAUGCCUUCAAUAGUUACUGGCAAAGGACGAAAGCUUCUGGUGGCACUUGCGAGUUUGGAGGGACAGCCGUAUUAGUUUCAGUUGACCCUAGCUACGACGGAUGUCACUUCAUCUAUAACUAACUGAUCAAGGAGCUAAGAAAGCCACUUUUGGAACCAACCACAACCAAUGCUUGAAGAGUGAAGACAAUCUUUUUUUCAUAACUCCCUCUUUUUCUUGUGGCAAUAUGUUAUCUCAUCUACACAAGCAGAUUUUGUAUUUUGCAACGUAGUGUAGAAUAAUACAGAUGAUUGAUUUCUAGCUUAUUAUUGCCUUUAUCUAGCUAAAUUAACUCCUUUAUAGUACCCAAAGAGGAAAAGAAAAGUCACAAAUAUUCAAUUAACCUCCUCUCCUUCUCUA